AUGCAAAUGCCUUUUAGUUUAGCUGUGGCAAAUAAACAAGAAGGAGGUAAGUAUAGAAAUUCUAAAGCAAUAACUUAUUCAGGUUCAAUAUUUAUAAGAGCCCAUAAUAGUAAACAUGACAGCAGUACUGUCUACUUAUAUGGUAAAGACUUUGAUGAACUAAUAGUUAAGGAAAAAUUAUAUGAUUAUACUAAAAUGGAUGGCCAGCCUAAAUCUGUAAUAGUGAUACUAAGUGAUAGUGGUUCCAAUGAGAACUUUUUAUACAGAAAGACAAUUCAAAUAAUGAUUGAAUAUUUUGACAAAUAUGAUCUUGAUACAAUCAUUGUGAUAUACUUCACAUUAUAUCAGAGUGCAUCUAAUUUAUUAAGAACAGUUGAUGAGAAAUUAGAAAACCAUAAUUUUAAAGUAGCUGAAGAUGUUUUAACAUCAAUGUGGGAAGAUACAAUUAUUAAUGACUAUCUGAUUUUUGCUAAAUAUGUAAAUUCUUUCGAAGAACCCUACUACCUGAGGGAAAAAUCAGCAAUCUGA
Dentiscutata erythropus is the source of this 528-nucleotide messenger RNA. The record is from the annotation of a GenBank genome assembly. NCBI's taxonomy places the organism in Eukaryota, Fungi, Glomeromycota, Glomeromycetes, Diversisporales, Gigasporaceae.